This is a messenger RNA of Rangifer tarandus platyrhynchus (Svalbard reindeer), 342 nucleotides long. The record is from the annotation of a GenBank genome assembly. Lineage: Eukaryota; Metazoa; Chordata; Mammalia; Artiodactyla; Cervidae.
AUGCUCCGCUAUUACUUGCUAUGCCACCAUGGGCAAAUUCUCCUCUCUGAGCCUAUUUCCACAUCUGUAAAAUGGGUGGUGAGCCUGCCUCCCAGGUGCCAUGAGGGUUACCUGGGAGAAGGCAGGUGCUCAGUGCAUGCUGGAUUCCUCCCUUCCUUUACUAAGAUCCUGCCCUGUGCCCACACCUGGCAGCAUCCUACUGUGAAGCAGGCCAGAGAGUGGGCUUUGUUCUCAGGGAAUGUAAUGUCCUAUUGGGAGACAAUAAUACCUACCCUGCUUGGAACACCCUGGCAACCAUCUGAGGGAGAGGAGUGUGCAGAACGUGUCCCUGCUCAGGCCUGA